Molecule: messenger RNA, 3255 nt
Organism: Anolis carolinensis (green anole)
Lineage: Eukaryota; Metazoa; Chordata; Lepidosauria; Squamata; Anolidae
Gene: slc18b1
Product: solute carrier family 18 member B1
Exons: 15
Coding region: 281-1651 (456 amino acids)
Biological process (GO): transmembrane transport
Molecular function (GO): transmembrane transporter activity
Source: RefSeq, a predicted model, not a curated record
GGGGGGGGGGGGGUCCGCGAGGGAGUGAGGCAACUUCCGACCGGAGCUGCAGGCAAAAGGGCAAAGCCUCCGGCGCCGAGAGGGAGGCUGCUUUUGCCGGGAGUCGGAAACAUGCCCAGGAGACUCGGCGGGAGGCGCGCUCCUUCGGGCUGAACGGCCGGGGAUACCUCGGGUCGAGGGAGAGGAAGGAAGGAAGGAAGGAAGGAAGGAAGGAAGGAAGGAAGGAAGGAAGGAAGGAAGGAAGGAGGGGAAGCCGCCUCCGAAGCCCCUCCGCCCUGCCAUGGGCAGCCACGAAGCGGCCACGAUGGAGCCCCGCGAGUUCCCCCCAGAUAAUGACAGACCACAAGUUGCCUUUGAUGAAUCCAGACGGCUAAGCAAAGAACAGAUGUUUAUCUUGAUAGCAACAGCAAUUGUCAACUUCUGUUCAAUGAUCUGCUAUUCAAUCCUGGGACCAUUUUUUCCAAGAGAGGCAGAAAAGAAAGGUGCUAACAGUACAAUAGUUGGAUUCAUUUUUGGAUGCUUUGCUUUAUUCAACUUCUUGGCAUGUUUGAUCAUGGGAAAGCAUCUUGUACAGAUUGGAGCAAAGUUUAUGUUUGUUACUGGAAUGUUUGUUUCGGGAAUUGUGACAAUUCUCUUUGGGCUGUUGGAUAAAGCCCCUGAUGGGCCCAUAUUCAUAGGACUCUGUUUUUUGGUCCGAGCAGUGGAUGCAAUUGGUUUUGCUGCUUCGAUUACUGCUUCUUUUUCUAUUCUCGCGAAGGCUUUCCCCAACAACAUAGCUACAGUUAUGGGCAGCCUUGAAAUUUUUACUGGACUGGGGCUAGUGUUGGGGCCCCCUAUUGGUGGCUUUUUAUACCAGUCAUUUGGCUACGAAGUCCCUUUCAUUGUCCUUGGAAGCUUAGUACUGCUCAUGGUGCCUCUCAAUAUGUAUCUCUUACCAAAGUACGAUUCCACUCCUAGUAAAGAUUCAUUCUGGAAGCUUGUUGUUAUACCCAAAGUGAUCCUCCUUUGUCUUACAAUAUUUUCAUUAAGUGCAUGCUUAGGUUUCCUAGAUCCUACAAUGUCCCUGUUUGUCUUGAAAAAGUUCAAAUUGCCUGCUGGCUAUGUUGGUCUUGUCUUCUUGGGGCUGGCACUCUCCUAUUCCUUAUCCUCACCACUAAUUGGUUUUCUUAGUGAUAAAAAGCCACUUUCAAGGAAAUGGCUAAUAAUCUUUGGAGGUCUACUAACAGCACUAUGCUAUUUUUUCUUGGGACCAGCUCCCAUCUUUCACAUAGAAAGCAAACUCUGGCUCUUUGUUCUAAUGUUGGUUUUGAUUGGUUUUUCUCUUGGGAUGAAUGGUAUGCCAGUGUUUCCUGAGAUACUCAGCUGCGCAUAUGAGAAUGGAUUUGAAGAAGGAUUGAGUUUGCUAGGGCUGGUCUCUGGUCUCUUCAGUGCAGUAUGGUCACUUGGGUCUUUUGUUGGUCCAACAUUAGGUGGAUUUCUUAAUGAUAAGCUGGGUUUUGAAUGGGCUGCGGCAAUUCAAGGUGGAUUCCCACUGUUAAGUGGGAUUGCUGUAGGAAUAUUCUAUAUCUAUGAAACCUCACAUAGAAGAAGUCACGAAAACCUGUUGGCCACAGAACAAGAAAGAACUCAUCUAUUAUCAAGUGAAACGUAGCUGGAAAUGUUUACCAUUCCAGGAUGAAACCCGACAUCUGGUGGCAUAUUUAGAAGCCUAACGCACAAACAAAGAGUAAUAAAUAUUUACAUGUGGCCAUCCUUUUUACAAUGAUCCAUUAUGACCUCUGGAUCCUGGAACUGUAAUGCGCCUCUCCAUUAUCAGAAAAAAUGCCUUCAAAAAUAUUUCUGCAAUAAACUAUUUGAACUGGUGGUUACAUCUGAAACUGGCAAAGAUAGAAGAUGGAGAGAGAAAAAUUGUGCACUGUGAAAUAUGUUAUAUAAUUCUCUGCUUUUGUACUUUAACAGCACAAAUAGAGCCAGUACUAAAUAAAUCUGCAGGUUCAGUUUCUUAAGGAGUAUAUUUCGUUCAUACUUUUCAAAGAAUAUUACACUGAACAUUUUAAUGUCAUAACAUUAUUUGCUUACUAAUUUAAAAUAAAGAAUGGAACACUAUCAUUUAUAAAAAUAAUUUUAUUUCUAUGUUCAUGGUAUCGUAAAAUAGGAAGAGACCACAAGGGCCAUCCAAUCCAAUCACAUUCUGCCAUGCAGGAACACAUAAUCAAAGCACCUCCAACGUAUGGCCAUCCAGCAUCAUUAUUUACUAGAAAAAUAACAAUUAACAUAUUUAUAUUAACCAUAUUGCUAAUUAAAACCAUUAUUUGUGUGGCUGGAUAAAAGCAGAAAAUAACAAGGACUUGGAAUGAUUACUGAAGAAUGUCAAGGAAGAAAGUACAAAUGCAGGUUUAUAGAUGAACAUCAAGAAAACAAAAAUAUUGGUUUACAUGAUUUUAAAGUAGAGAUGAAGACACUGAAAUAGUUGAAAGUUUUCCAUUCCUUGGCUCAGAAUAGAGAGUCGGAAAUCAAGAAGACUAGGGACCUCUGCACAUAGAUGUUUCCCUUCUUUUCUCUCUGUUUUAGCACUCUGGCAAAACAGAGUCCCACGAAAGCCAUUCCAUGAUGCACAGCAACUUCUGAUAGCCGCCCAUGGGAAUCCAUCUUGCCAGUGUACUAAAACCGAGAGAAGACUCCAUUUUCAGGAAUCAGAUAUUACCAGACUCCCAUUUCAGAGAAGCAGGAAGAAGACGAUGGGGAAAGGUUGUGGAAUGGCUAGCCAUAUCUGAUGAUGGACUUUGCCAGGAGAAAGCAGGAUAAGACAUAAGCUACAUGGUUAAGUUCCUGUGGGAUCACUACCGGGUGUGUGUGUUAAAAGAAAAUGAUUUGCCCUAAUUAAUUACAAGCUACAAACUGAAUAAUUAAGGUCAAUCAGUUUGGGCUACUCCCAAAGGGGUGUUAACUGGGGAGUCUUUGUUCUAUGAUUUUGGGUUUACUGAAUGUUUACUUCUGGGCUUGCUGAAUCCUUGCUACUCAACAUAAGCUUCUGACUUGCAGCCCAUUUGAUGCUGGCAAGUUUGUUUCCACGUCCAAGGAAGGAACAUUGAAAGACAUAUUUUCUACUGGAAAAUUUGUAUGAAUUAAAUGCAUGGACUUUAUGUGAGUGUAAUACUCAGAAGAAUUGUGACUGUAUUAUUGGUUUGUGUUGAAGUCACUGUUUUCUUGAACUUCUGCUUAUAAAAGAGUAAAUUUGAGUUUUGCAUUCUUCUA